AAUGUUAUUGAGUUCUUCACCACUUGUACUUAACCUGCAGGCAAAUGUUUUAGACAUCAUGCUAAUGGUGAAUGAUUUUAUCUUUUAACUGGACUGCAUGUUUUCUGUAGAAACAGUAAGCAUUUUGUCUGCAAGGAUUAGGGCAGUUUGGACAUUUUAGUAACCACCUUGAAUAUUUUAUACAACCAUGAUUAGGAAUCCAGAUUUGAGCUCCUUUGUUUGUUGUGCUGUAUGCUCAAAAAUAAUACCACCACCACCUACACCUGCUACUUUUGAACGGAUUCGGGAAUAUAAGCCUUACAAAACACGGUAUUACACUCAUCGGGAUAUAUUAGAGCUCGGGGCAGAUCUUCAACAAGAACAAUGUGAAAAGAAGGAAUUAGAAGUAAAAGAACGGAUUGAAAAAAUUAAAGCCGAACUAUGGUUUCAGGCUAAAGUAGAAAAAGAAGAUGCAGUGGAACAAGCCCUUGAUCAGGCAACAGCUGAACACAACAGUUUUUUAGAAGACCUAAAAAAAAAGCAUGAAAAGGAACUAAAGGAAGCAGUGAUAAAAAUUAAGAGAGAGAUGCAGCGGUACCUGGAAAAUGAGCUGAAGAGGGAAUCUGAAGCUGCAGAGCAGCGCAUGGCUCACAAACUUCAGCGCAUCCUGAUGGAGUGUGCUUUGGAAAAGAUGCACGCUGUAGCGGAAGCCAGAAAACAGGAGAGGCAGACAGCAUCCCAAGCCAUGGCCAAGCAGCAAAAAAAGUACACAGAGCAACUCCAGGAAGCUGGGAUAUUGGCUAACGAAAUACAUCAGAAGAACCUGGCUCAAUUAAAAAAAGAAAAACUUUAUGAAAUGAGUGUUGUCUUGGACAUCACUCAAAAAGAGAAUCAAGAGGAGGCUGAAAAACAGCUCAAAGAAGCAGAGAAAACACAUCAGGCCAUAUAUGGAGAAGUGACGGCCAGCCUGAGAGAGACAAAAGCUCAAGUACAGCUUCUUACCCAACAGCUGGAAAGCAUGACAGCUUGGAAAGACAACCUGGAAGCUGAAAUAGAAGAAACAAGACAAUCUUUUCAAAACUACAUUGAUAUUACAUUUCCUAAGCUGACCCCAGGACAAGCAGAUUUUAUCCUGCCAUUCAGAAAGAGACUUGAACACAGGGAUACAAAAAAGGAAACAGAUAAUGACAAAGGAAUGUAA
Messenger RNA from Gopherus flavomarginatus (Mexican gopher tortoise), 1180 nucleotides. It is a transcript of the gene C4H6orf163, whose product is annotated as chromosome 4 C6orf163 homolog. The coding region runs from base 188 to 1180 and encodes 330 amino acids. The transcript is spliced from 5 exons. The record is from RefSeq and is a predicted model, not a curated record. NCBI's taxonomy places the organism in Eukaryota, Metazoa, Chordata, Testudines, Testudinidae.